AAUUACAUAAUGGCACAAAUAUGGCAAUAUGAGCGAGCGCAAAAGCUGGAAAAAAAAUAAUCAAGGGAUCACCUCGUAAAUCGAGAUCAUUUUAUGUAAUGAAAUAAAGAAUAAUGUGUACCUGAAGAUCCAUCGAUCGAUUAAUAAAAUAAUAAGACUGGAACGAUGAUUUUUAUAAAAUUGGGCCUAAAAGCCAUAGCUUAUGGCAUUGUUUUCUUACUUCAUAGUAUUUUAACCGCCGACGGAAGUCAUAUAUUGCCCCACACUGGACAAAGCGAAACCAAUGACCUUGGUCCCGAAUUUUUAGCUCAAUUGACUAAUUUUACAGUACCCCAAGGACGAGACAUAUCAUUUACUUGCGUUGUGGACAACUUAGGACCAUAUAGGGUGGCCUGGAUUAAAUCUGAUUCCAAAGCAAUACUUGGAAUACAUACUCACAUGGUAUCUCUAAAUCCCAGAUUAGCAGUAACUCACAACGGCCACAACACCUGGAAGCUUCACAUAUCCCGCGUGCAAAUAAACGAUUCUGGUAGCUACAUGUGUCAAGUGAAUACAGACCCAAUGAAAAGCCAAUCAGGAUAUUUGGAUGUGGUUGUUCCACCAGAUAUUCUUAACCACCCAACACAAAAUCUUGAGGAAGGUGUUAGCACAGAAGGUGGCAGCAUUGCUCUUGAGUGCAGCGCAACCGGCGUUCCCGAGCCAAAAGUUCAAUGGCGGCGUGAAGCAGGAAAAGAUAUUAUACUUCGAGCAGAUAGUCGGGAAAAACAAGCUUUUAAAAUAGUGGAAGGUAAAAAACUAAUUUUGACAAAUGUUCAUCGAACAGAUAUGGGAGCCUAUAAUUGCAUUGCAUCUAAUGGUGUACCUCCAUCAGUCAGUAAACGCUUCGAUGUCCAAAUAAAUUUUCCUCCAUCGAUUAAAGCAGUCAACCAAUUAGUAGGAGCACCAAUAGAAAGGGAGGUAACUUUAGAAUGCUUCGUAGAGGUAAAUCCAAAGCCCCUUAACGGAUGGUACCGCAAUGAAGGCAACAUUAAGCUUCACAACAGCAAUAAAUAUAAUCUUUCGGAAGAAAUGAUUAACUUGUACACAUGGCAUCUUAAUCUAACCAUAAGGUAUCUAACAAAAGCCGACUUUGGAAGUUACAGCUGUUCAAGUGUCAAUGCCUUAGGAAAAAGUGAAACCCGCAUUAGAUUACAAGAAUUACGAUUACAGCCAAAGACGACAACCACCGUAGCUCCUCAUUUUUAUACAACAACAAAGCCACGUCGAAAACAGCUACCAGGAUACAACAAAGGAUUGAAUGAAGUGGUGCGUGCUAAAGAAACUCAUUUCUCAAAUCAAAUGAACCAAGAGAACAACCUCUUCGCCGGUGGAAUUAGUGUGUCACAGAAUUCCAACCGUUUAAUUUCUGAUGGCAAUGUUGAAAAUGGACAAAUCGACUCUAAGAUAAACGAAGCCGAAGUUCACACGCAACGACCAACACAUCCUGGAUCUGAAAACAUUUAUAGGACUUCGGACUCGGUACCAUCACCUCAUUCCCCUUGGUUACCUUCAAAUAGUGGCUCAUUGUCUAUUUUCUUCACUGCAAACAGAAAAUAUUUUCUCAAGUUGUUUUCAGUUUAUUUUUUUAAUGCGCGAAUGUAGACAUAUACUUACUCUACAAACCACUAUUAAUUAAUACUUAAUAAGAAUACAAAUAAAUUCUACUGAUUGGCACCUAAUGCUUGAAUUCCAGUUAAAUGCUCGAAACACAUUUUUGCUGAUGUGGCACACAUAUCCAUUUUUUUAAAAAACUACUCACAAUAGAAUAUUUAUUAUCGGCUAAAAUUUUAAUUUAUUUAAAAUAUCUUAUUUUUCGUUUUCUUAGUGUGCAAUACUAAAUAUACAAUGCUUGUAUCUACAAUCUACUAUAAUACUAUAUUAAAAACUCGGAACUGGUUUACUUAUGAAUGGCAGUUGUAAUUGUACUACAUUUAAAACAUUCUGGCACUUCUUUAAUAAACUAGAACAACUUCACUCAACAGCAAAAAACCUAAAAAUGAGA
This is a messenger RNA of Drosophila bipectinata, 2041 nucleotides long. RefSeq names its product Dpr-interacting protein lambda (gene DIP-lambda). Gene Ontology annotation, cellular component: neuron projection. Lineage: Eukaryota; Metazoa; Arthropoda; Insecta; Diptera; Drosophilidae. The record is from RefSeq and is a predicted model, not a curated record.